This is a messenger RNA of Lasiosphaeria miniovina, 1047 nucleotides long. RefSeq lists its product as uncharacterized. The record is from RefSeq and is a predicted model, not a curated record. Bases 259 to 861 code for a protein of 200 amino acids. The transcript has a single exon. NCBI's taxonomy places the organism in Eukaryota, Fungi, Ascomycota, Sordariomycetes, Sordariales, Lasiosphaeriaceae.
CUGCAGGGAAGGACGAUCGUGCCUCGAACCUGCCUAUCAAGAUCCAACUGUCGUCCUGGAUUGCAGCUGACGCGAAAUUAAACUCAGCCUUGCGUCGAACUUUGCAGCGGUCUAGCAUGCUUUUAGCUGUCGAACAGAGCGGUGUCGACAAGAGCCUUUCCCUUUCAGGGUUUUCUUCUCGUGGCCUGGUAUCCACUAGGUACCGCAACUCCUGAGGAGUGCAGAGUGCAGUCAAAACAGGCGCUGGGCUCGUGGCCAAUGGCUGGGCUGCUCCAUCGAUGGAUCGCGAUCGCGUCGACAUGGAGGAGAAAUAUUCUUUCGGGGCCCGCCACGAGCUCCAUCGCCCCUUCUCCCCUUUUUUUCUCCCUUAGUUCUCAACCCCAGCCAGCCAAACGCAACGAGCUCGUUGUGUGGUCUGGGCCGGUUGAAGCGUGCCAAGGUACUUACAGGUGCAAAUUGGGGACUGGAAACCUGGAACUUGGAAGGGCCUGGCUAUCUGUCAAUCGAAAGCUCCGCUGCACUACUACUGCGCUGUCGACACCCCAACUCCAAGGCCAGUCGCUGCCCAGGGCUGGUGGUAACGUUGUUCGGAUAGCAUUGCCACGUAUUGGACACCCCCCGGCGCCAGCGACCCCGAAGCAGCUUCCCCCUGGCCCUUCGCCGUCCCGAUCCAGACACCUCCUGUCGUGCUCAGCUAUAUGCCCGACUAAUAUUCGGCCUGGUCCUGGGCAUCCUCGUCGUCUUCAUCUUUCCCCCUCCUCACUCUCUAGAUCUGUGUGCGACCUUGCCUUAUCUUCUCUUCCUUGCACUCGCUCGCCUUUCCUCUCAAGUUCUCCGCCUGAGGUGUUACUAUAUUACUAGUCGAUAUCUUUAAUAUUUCGUGCAUUUUCGUCCCCCCUCCCCCUCUCAGCCCUGGGACCAUUUCGAAUCCACCUGUUCCAUCAGGGGAGAAUCCAGCAGCUCCGGAUCGCAUCGACAGCGGUAGUCAACAAAAUCGAACGAGCGGGCGACGGCGCUCUACUAAUAGCUACGGGUAGGCACCGCGCA